AUGGGAAACAAGUGCUUGAAACCUCAUCAUAAUGAAAUGGAGUGUAGAAACACUUUUGUUGAUGAGUUUUAUUCAUUUAAAUAGUUGAAUGACCAGAACACCCAUUCAAUUCUUAAUUAAGCUAGCAUUAAAGACUAUCAACUACUAAAAGUGUUAGGGAGAGGAGGAUUCGGUAAAGUGAUGCUAGUUCAACACAAAUAGAAUAACUAAUUAUAUGCAAUGAAGAUUAUCAACAAAAGAAAUCUGACAUCUGAAUGGAUGAGAAGAAGUGCUAAGAUCGAAAGGUAAUUGUUGGAAAUUCUGGACAGCCCAUUCAUCGUUAAAUUAAAAGAGGCUUUUCAAACUCAAUAGAAACUUUAUUUGGUCGUGGAAUAUAUGAGUGGAGGAGAACUAUUUUAAUAUUUGAAACAUUAUGGAAAAUUUUCAGAGGACAUAGCCAAGUUUUAUGCUGCCCAAAUAUUGCUAUCUUUAGAAUAUCUACAUUCAAAUUGUAUCGUAUACAGAGACCUCAAGCCUCAAAAUAUCUUAUUGGAAAAAGGUUACAUCAAAUUAACAGACUUUGGACUAUCCACUAGGAAUGAUGGACUCUAAUUCUCGCAAUGUGGAACCAUUGAUUAUCUAGCACCAGAAGUCUUAGGACACCAAGGCUAUACUAACAAAUGCGAUGUUUGGAGUUUCGGUGUUGUACUUUAUCAGAUGCUAAUUGGAUGUGAUACAGAACAGAUCGAAUUCCAAAAUGCUUUAAUCUCUAAUCAAGCCAAGGAUCUACUAUCGCAUUUACUUGAUGCAAAUGUUAACACUAGAUACACUCUCUAACAGGCUAAAUAGCAUGCUUUCUUUGAUGACAUUGAUUUUGAUGCAUUGGAAAAGAAGAAGAUCGAACCUCCAUCUAUGUUUUUGGAGCAUAGUAGAUUUAAGUUCUUUUCAAAGAGUUGUUUAGAAUAAUCAGCUGUUGACACUGAAGAAUCCGAAUGCGCUAGUUAAGUGAGUCAAUUCACAUAUAAUCAAUAUAAGUCUAAAAUUUCAAGGGCUGACACACUCUGCAGUUCCUAUGGUGUGCCUAAGUCUUUUUGAGAUAGAGAAUAUGGCAUAAAUCAUGAUGUAACAAAUUUAAAUAAGUAAUAA
This is a messenger RNA of Paramecium tetraurelia, 1125 nucleotides long. RefSeq lists its product as uncharacterized. The transcript has 3 exons. Lineage: Eukaryota; Ciliophora; Oligohymenophorea; Peniculida; Parameciidae. The record is from RefSeq and is a predicted model, not a curated record. Gene Ontology annotation, biological process: intracellular signal transduction; peptidyl-serine phosphorylation. Gene Ontology annotation, molecular function: protein serine/threonine kinase activity; ATP binding.